Molecule: messenger RNA, 672 nt
Organism: Nezara viridula (southern green stink bug)
Lineage: Eukaryota; Metazoa; Arthropoda; Insecta; Hemiptera; Pentatomidae
Source: the annotation of a GenBank genome assembly
AUGGCCAGGUGUCACGUGCGCCCUUAUCACCACCUCCCACGAUCCUUAUCAAUACCUGCUGGAUCCCUGGAUUACCGGUGGGAGCUCACUUGGCUGUUCAGCUGUCGAAGAUGCUCCAGAUGUGGCAUGGGUAUUUCAUCAUCAGAACUGGUGAUGCGCGCGAGGGACGAGGUAUUCCACCUGCACUGCUUCUCCUGCACUACUUGCGGAGUCCUGCUCACAAAGGGGGACACCUUUGGGAUGCGGGGAGGAGCCCUCUUCUGCAGGCCACACUACGACCCUGAGGAACCCCCGCUGUCUCCUGCCUGGGGACCGAGGGGCCGACCUCGGAAAAGGAAGUUGUCCAGCCCAGAACCUCAAGAGCAUCCUCUCGCCCUCACACACCCUUCUGUAGGUCAAUCAUUUCCCUCCAGUGAGAAGAUGGAUGGUGUGGAAGACAGUCCCAAAGCCAGAAGGUGUGAUGGCGGCAGAGACGAUACAGGUCAUAGCCACGACUACGGUGAUCAACUUCAUGUCUUCGCAAGAGCGGACAGUGCCUGGGGUCCUGCCCGGGACUUCAAUGAUCUCCGAUGCCAACGACCGGUGAUUCACCCUCAACCUCCGUCCUCUUCCGGAGCAAGGAGCACCUCCAUUGUUGUCUUGGUCGGCCCAUGCAAGGGUGGUGUAAUCUAG